This is a messenger RNA of Helianthus annuus (common sunflower), 812 nucleotides long. Its product is annotated as hyoscyamine 6-dioxygenase. The coding region runs from base 18 to 806 and encodes 262 amino acids. Lineage: Eukaryota; Viridiplantae; Streptophyta; Magnoliopsida; Asterales; Asteraceae. The transcript is spliced from 3 exons. The record is from RefSeq and is a predicted model, not a curated record.
UCUCAUCAGCAAAAUCCAUGGAAAAGCUACUUUCAAGCUGGUCUUCCACCGUUAAAUCCUUGCCAGAAAGUUACGUUUUCCCUGUCGAUUCAAGGCCGGGAGAUACGACCGUGCCUUUCUGCAACACUCUUCCCGUGGUUGACCUUGCUCGUGAUCGACAUGAUGCUGUUCAACAAAUUCUUAGAGCUUGUCAAGACUAUGGUUUAUUUCAGGUGAUCAAUCAUGGAGUUGAUAACGGCUUAUUGCAUGACACUAUGAGUGUCGUGCAAGAGUUCUUUGACUUGCCGAAUGAGGACAAGGCAAGUGUUUACUCCGAAGAUCCGAGUAAUAAGUGUAGGCUGUACACAAGCACCUACGAUUAUAAAAAUGAAAAGGUUCACUUAUGGCGAGAUAAUUUACGACACCAUUGUUGCCCGAUUGACGACUUCAUUUACUUGUGGCCUCAAAAACCCACGAGAUAUCGAGAUGUUGUCGGGGAAUAUUCACUUCGAGUGGGUAACUUGUCAGCGAGAAUACUGGAUCUAAUACGUGAAGGACUUGGGCUUGGGCCUGGGUUUUUUGGAGAUGAGCUUACUGGGGUCCAUUUGUUUUCAGCCAAUCACUACCCACCAUGCCCCAACCCAAGUUUGGCAUUGGGCUUACCUAAACACUGUGAUGCUAAUCUCAUCACUUUUCUUCUUCAAGAUGAAAUAUAUGGGCUUCAAGUGUAUAGAAAUGGAGAAUGGCUUGGUGUUCAGCCCAUUCAUAAUGCCUUUGUUGUUAUUCUUGGUCACCAAGCCCAGGUACUUACGUUUAUCAACUUUUAACUAGAA